AUGUCACGCUGCCAGACAGUUUUAUAUUUAAACCUAAUCGCUUGGUUAUUUAUUAAAUUAUGUACGAUUAGCCAUGAAAUGUACCAAGUUCAUAAGAUAAAUUCAAUUAGUCCUAAUCGCACUAGAUCGUAUAUAAAAAAGACUGCUGAGACUGAUGCAUUUAGUGUAAAGUCUAAAAGCAGAAGAAACAAAGGCAUGGAGGAUUGUGAAAUUAUUGGAAUGAUAUUCGAAAUGAUUGGGGACCUGCUGUUUGGCAGUGAUACCUCAUCAGAUGAUGACUAUGAUUCGUCAAGCACCUAGAUUAUUAUAAUCCGCAAGCCUAAUAUAAGUAAUCAAGUGCAUUAAUCCACUAAUAUAUACAAAAUACAAUUAACCUUCAAAAUAAAGCUAUAAAUACUAAACAAAAUUGUGAAGCUACCAAAGUACAACCUACAAUAUGGACUGCUGUGAGCUGCCGGAAAUAUUUUUGAGCUUCCUCAACGACCUCUUCUUCUCAGAUAUAAGUAAUGAAUUUGUAAUAUUACCAAAUAGAGCUGUAAUCGUAUUAUUUAUUGUUUAUAAAGCCGAUGAGGAGUACUUUGGCGAUUAUAACGACAACUACAAUUGAAAUAGACCAGCGAUCGUGAGCAAAUAAAGUUGAUAUGAGCAUUUA
Drosophila santomea is the source of this 652-nucleotide messenger RNA. RefSeq lists its product as uncharacterized. Bases 1 to 300 code for a protein of 99 amino acids. The transcript has 2 exons. The record is from RefSeq and is a predicted model, not a curated record. NCBI's taxonomy places the organism in Eukaryota, Metazoa, Arthropoda, Insecta, Diptera, Drosophilidae.